This is a messenger RNA of Sphenostylis stenocarpa, 315 nucleotides long. The record is from the annotation of a GenBank genome assembly. Lineage: Eukaryota; Viridiplantae; Streptophyta; Magnoliopsida; Fabales; Fabaceae.
AUGGAAAAUGCUGUUCUUUCUAAUUCUCAUUACCUCAAUUCCUUCCGUGCUCUUUGCAGCAUCAUUACUACGGCAAAUGGUAGUGUCAUCACCAUUGAUCGCUUUGAUUUUAAAUCUUCGGUCCCACUGAAUGCUUCUGUUCUGUAUCUAAUUCAGCAAAGUUUCUCUUCCUGUGUCAAAUGCAUCUGUGCUUUCACUGUGACUUUUACCAGUUCAAUUAAGUUACUUACACUUACGCAUAAGUACAGUCUUCUGCAUCAUCACCCUUUACUCAAUUUGAAAAUUUGUGUGCGCCGUGCAGGGAUCGAUAUGUGA